AUGCAUUCUUUAUCAAUUUUUAAUGGCAGGUACAUUGCUUAAAAGAAGCUAUCCUCAGGUAGUUUUGGUGUAGUUUUAUUGGGAAGAGACAAAGAAAACAACAUUGAUGUAGCCAUAAAAAUAGAGAAAGAAGAAAAUCAAGAAGUUAAAUCUCUAGAAAGGGAAGUGUAGGUUUUAUAAAGGUUAGCGAACACAGAAGGAGUCCCUAAUCUCUAUUGGCAUGGCGAGUAGGACGACUACAAUAUCAUCAUAAUAUAGCUACUUGGGAAGGAUCUCGCCUAUUAUAUGAAGUAGAAAAGGAGGUUUUCUGUAAAGACAGCGAUUUAAUUAGGAAUAUAAAUUGUUAAAGUUUUGGAAAGAAUUCAUUAGAAAGGUGUUGUGCAUAGAGAUCUGAAACCUGAAAACAUUUUAUUUGGCUUAGAUAAUGAGUCUUCCAAAAUAUAUGUUGUAGAUUUUGGAAUCAGUAAAAUAUAUUUAGAUAAGAUGGGGAGAAUCAUGUAUUGUUAUGCUUAAUUUUAGUCCCUUUCGAGACGGAACCUCUUUUAUAGGAACCACCAGAUAUGCAUCCAUUGCUGCUCACAAAGGAUACGAAUUGAGUAGGAAGGAUGACUUGGAAUCUCUUAUGUAUGUUCUAUUGUACUUUAUUAAGGGGUAGAAAUCUUAUAAAUAUAUAAAGUCUAGGCAGCUACCUUGGCAAAAUAUGCAGAAUGUCACCGAUGAGGAGAGAACGAACAAAGUUGGAGAAAUGAAAAUGACUAUCGACCCAAGAGAACUGUGCAAAGAUGUACCCAUCGAAUUCCCCAUUAUCCUUGAGUAUCUAAUCCAUUUAUCUUAAGAUAUUUGAAGACCUUGCAAUAUCGGAGCGAACCUGAUUAUAAUUACAUUUACAACCUAUUCCAAAAGUCAGCUAACAGCCUAGGGAUUGUUUUAGAUUAUACCUAUGAUUGGGAGAUGCCUUCUCAAAGGAAGAUCUCGGCAAAUGAAAUGGUAAAAUCUUAAGAAAUGAAAAGAUCGACAACUCUUAAUCAAGCUUUAUUACCUCCCAAUCAGUAGGAAAUGAAGAAAUCCCUUGAGAAGGGCAAUACAAAUCUCAUGAGAUAAUCAAGCAAUAACAAUUUCUUAACUCCUCCUCAAAACAAUUAAUUGUAACCUCCUCUUUUGAGAAGAUCUGAUUCUCAAUAACCUAGUGUUGCUUCUAAUUAAGGUAGUGCCAUGCUUAGCACUUAUAAUUCCAGAAGACCAAAAUAUCAAAAAUCUAUAGUUGCCUUGGAUUAAUUUGAAGAUGUAAAAAAAAGCAUUGAUAGCAUUUAAUUAGAAAAUGGAAAUGUAGACAAAUUGUAAACUGAUGAAUAAAAGUUUCAUAAAAUUCUUAAUGAAAGUCUCUAAAAACCUCAAAUUUCAAAUAUUCAAUAAUCACACUACUACUCCGAAACGGUAGGUUGGAAGGACUCAAUUUUUGAAGAGAAUUAUUUAGAUGAUCCUCUCUCUAAAAAAUAUGGAUUACUCAAAAAUAAUGGAGUCGAUAUGUAUUUUUUUUAAUCAAUUAUUUAGAGGCAAAAAACUUUCAUUGAAAAAUAAUAAAAUCAAAUUACCAAAGAAAAAGAAUUGA
This is a messenger RNA of Paramecium octaurelia, 1609 nucleotides long. NCBI's taxonomy places the organism in Eukaryota, Ciliophora, Oligohymenophorea, Peniculida, Parameciidae. The record is from the annotation of a GenBank genome assembly.